AAAAUAUUCAAUAUCAACACAUUUAAUUAAUUAAUUUGCUAUAAUUAUGUUGCUAAUUAUCUGUUCAGUAAUCACCGCGCUUGUGUCUUUUAGCCAAAGUUAUGAUGUUAAUAUUGAUGAAAUAUUCUCAAAUCUUCUAAGUGAUGAAGGGCAUGAACAUUUGGGUCAAAGAUUCAAGCGAGAUCCGCACCCGCAUCAUAAAAUGGAUUGUUGUGGCGAUCCACCACCGAUUGAAGAAAGUAGAGAAUUGUUAAAAGACUGUUUAAAAAAUAGACAGAAACGUGAUCGGCCACACGGCAAAGGAGGUGGAAUGAAACGAGGAUUGUGUGUAGCGGAAUGUAUUGCGAAAAAAAUGAACAUUGCAAAUGAUAAUGGAAUUGUUGACAAAGCAGCUUUCGUGGAAGAAUAUAAAAAAAUUGAUCCUGAUACAUGGCGACAGGAACAAGUGGAAAAAUCUUAUGACAUUUGUAUUGAAGCAGCAGAAAAAUUCAAACAGAAAAAGGCAGAAAAGCAUGGAAAUUUUAGUUGUAAUCCACAAGCCGCGGGAUUUUCCCAUUGUCAAAUGCGUGAAAUUAUAUUAAAUUGUCCAGAUGAUAAAUUUAAUACCAAUAAAGGAUAUUGUGCUAAAAUCAGAGACAAGUCACAGACAAGUCACAGAGACAAGUCACCAGAGACGAUAGAGGAUAUAUAA
Messenger RNA from Chrysoperla carnea, 691 nucleotides. RefSeq lists its product as uncharacterized. Gene Ontology annotation, molecular function: odorant binding. The record is from RefSeq and is a predicted model, not a curated record. The coding region runs from base 47 to 691 and encodes 214 amino acids. Lineage: Eukaryota; Metazoa; Arthropoda; Insecta; Neuroptera; Chrysopidae. The transcript is spliced from 4 exons.